This is a messenger RNA of Aphanomyces astaci, 1041 nucleotides long. RefSeq lists its product as hypothetical. The transcript is spliced from 2 exons. Gene Ontology annotation, biological process: proteolysis. The record is from RefSeq and is a predicted model, not a curated record. Bases 1 to 1041 code for a protein of 346 amino acids. NCBI's taxonomy places the organism in Eukaryota, Oomycota, Saprolegniomycetes, Saprolegniales, Verrucalvaceae. Gene Ontology annotation, molecular function: zinc ion binding; metallocarboxypeptidase activity.
AUGAAGGUCUCCCUCCUCAGUGCCAUUGCCCUCUUCGCGGCGGCGGCUACCGCCCAAACUAACAACACCAUUGCGGACAUCAACGGCCGCGCUCGAACGUUGCAGGAGGUUAUUCUCGAAGUAGACGAUGAAGUAGACGAUGCCGAGUUGAACCGCGAGUGUCACAAACAAAACGGCAACUACAUCGCGUCCCUCAAAGCCGGUCAGUACUCGACCAGUGCGUUCCACAACUGCUUCCGCACCCUCAACCAAAUUUACGAGUUCACCGACACCUUGGUCGAACAAAACCCGAAGUUGCUGAGCAAGAUUGCCAUCUCCAAGACGUACAAUGGGGCCACGAUUUACGGUUACAAGCUGACCAAGGGCCACUCGCAGUCGUUGUACUUUCAAGCCCUGCAACAUGCCCGCGAAUGGAUCGCGGGGUCGUCGAUUCUGUUCUCGUUGGCGUCGAUUCUGGAUGACAUUGCCAACAAGAACCCCACGGCCGCCGACGAGUACGACUUGUACUUUGUGCCAAUCGUCAACAUUGACGGCUUCGAAGAGACGUGGAACGGUAUCCGGUACCAGCGUAAGAAUGCCAAUGGUGUUGACUUGAACCGCAACUGGCCGAGCCUGCCCAACCCCGAAAGCAUUCACCCAGACGACGACACGUACCCUGGACUUGAGCCGUUCAGUGAGCCUGAAACAGCGGGCAUCAAUGAUUGGCUCAAAACCAAGCGCAAUGAAAUCAAAGGGUUUAUUGACAUUCACUCGCACACACGCUUGGGGCUCAUCUUGUACCCGUACGCAGACAAUAAGCAGCCCAUCGGCGGGGGGUUUGACGAGAAGUUCGACGUCCUCGGCCGUGGAUUGGAAAGCGUCCUGUGGGGGGUACACCGCUAUACCGAUUACUCGUUCCGUGAGUUCAAGAAGCCUGUCCUGCAGUUUGAAAUUAUCGGCCAUGAUUCUGUCGUGGAUGUGACGACCAUCAAGACACGCGGCCUCGAAGUGUACAAAGCCUUCAACCAAUUCGCCAAGGAAGUGACCGUGUUCAACGGCUGA